GUCCUCAAUGGGUUUAUUCUUCUCUAAAAGCGAUGCUUUGGACUUCACGGUACUACCUUCAGAUCAUAUUGAAGGACCCCUUGGAUUAGGUCACAGGAUACUCUUAUCCCAGCCCUCUGUAUGCAACACGUUCGCAAAAACUAUUGCGCAGAACCGUGGGCAGGUACUGCUCGAUAUUAACCGCACGAGCAUUAGGGCAGCGCUGGCUGAUUGCUCCGGAAAGUGGCACUGGGCCUCGUUGGCUUUAUGUAGGCGUCAGUUCGACACAGCCAUGAAUUGCAAUAAAAGAUAUCUCUCAGAUCCAGAUUUUCGAGAACAGAUGACAAAACGGUACUUGGAACUGCGGGCAAUAUAUCGCUCAACGGGCCUCGAACCCAAGUAUUAG
Molecule: messenger RNA, 385 nt
Organism: Mesocestoides corti
Lineage: Eukaryota; Metazoa; Platyhelminthes; Cestoda; Cyclophyllidea; Mesocestoididae
Source: the annotation of a GenBank genome assembly